AGUGAAUUCAUUAUGAAUUUCUACCAACAUGCAGGUCGCAUUCUUGACAAACUAGCAAGACAUGAAGGAACUAUUAAAGGAUUAGUCAUUGGCGAUCCGAAAGUAUGGGAUAAAAAAAAGAUGUAUGCUCUUGUUUGUGAAACUUUAAAAUAUAAACAAGUUUUAAAUGAAAUCAUUGAUGCUACUAAAAUUUGUGAAAUUGAAAAAAGGUUAAAACGAUCACUCGCACUUGUUUUAAUACAUGAUUUAUUAUUUACUAAACGAGGCAUCACUGUCCGUAACGAUGUGCCUUUAAAGCAAUGCGUAAUGCGCCAUCAAAGCCGACUAAAAGCUGAACUAAUUAAAAUCAAGGUCAAAAGAGGCGUACUUUCUAAUGAUGACUUAGUAAGUGAAAAAGUAAAAAAUGCAGUGCUUAUUCCAAGAUAUGUUCGAGUGAAUGAGCAUAAAUUAUCUGUAGAGAAAGCAGUUCAAACAUUCCAAAAGGAAGGCUAUGUGCUAAUUAAUUAUCCAGAGAAACUUGAUAUAUUAAAGCCAAAAGAAUUUUGUGUUGAUGCUCAUCUUCAUGACAUGCUUAUAUUUCACCCCAAGACAGAUUUUCAUGCACAUCCUCUCUAUGUUUCAGGACACAUUAUAUUACAAGAUAAAGCAUCUUGUUUCCCUGCACAUGUCUGUCAGGUACCACAAGGAGCGCAUGCCAUUGAUGCCUGCGCUGCACCAGGUAAUAAGACAUCUCAUCUUUCUGCUUUAAUGAAAAAUACAGGCAAGAUUUGGGCUUUUGAUCUUGAUGCUCGACGUUUGGGAUUAUUAAAAAAAUUAACAACUAAAGCUGGAUGUAAAAAUAUUACACCUGUUCAUGGUUCCUUUCUUGACGCAGAUCCCCUUGAUACACAAUUUUCUAAUGUUGAAUAUCUUUUAUUGGAUCCUUCUUGUUCUGGAUCAGGCAUUAUUAGUAGAUUAGAUCAUCUUGUAGAUGACAAUGAUGAUGAAAAUGGAGCUAAUACUCAAGAACAAGCAACAACUCAAGAGGAAAGAUUAAAAAACCUCUCAGAAUUUCAAAUCUCAGUUAUUGAACAUGCUAUGAAAUUUCCAAAGGCUAAACGUAUUGUUUACUCUACUUGUUCUAUUCAUCCUGAAGAAAAUGAACAUGUUGUAAAGACAGUGUUAGAAAGACAUCCUGAAUUUGAAUUAGCGCCUCGAGAAAGUGUUUUAUCUACCUGGCAUAGAAGAGGGCUUCCAAAAGAAAUGGAAGGAAAUAAAGAUCUUGCUGAUCGCUUAGUUCGUACAAUUCCUGCAGAAGAUUUAAUAAAUGGAUUUUUUGUAUCCUGUUUUAUUAGAAAAGAAGAUGAUUCGUCAAUAACAAUAGAGCAACAAAAUAAGAGAAAAUCGCCUUUUAUUAAUAAUAAUAAUAACUCAUUAUCAACCAAUAAGAAAAGGAAAAAUAAGAAGAGAAAAACUGCUUUAACACAAUAAAGAAAGAAGUUUACUUUACAAAUGAAUUUUUUUUUUUAGUAUUACUGUACCACCAUCGUACUGUAUAAAGAGAAUAAAAUGGGAUCAUUUUAUUUAUGUAUACACAAAAAUAUAUAUAUACAUUAGUCUUUUAUAAUAAUGUAAUCACUAUAGCAUUGUAUAAGGAGAUAGAAAAGAAUAAAAGUGAAAUAUUAAGUGUCCUUCAAUUAUUUAAAAGACUUGAAUUUAUAAUUUGCAUUUCAGUUUUAUACUACUAAUUUUUUAAAAAUAAA
Cokeromyces recurvatus is the source of this 1742-nucleotide messenger RNA. Its product is annotated as S-adenosyl-L-methionine-dependent methyltransferase. The coding region runs from base 13 to 1470 and encodes 485 amino acids. Gene Ontology annotation, molecular function: methyltransferase activity. NCBI's taxonomy places the organism in Eukaryota, Fungi, Mucoromycota, Mucoromycetes, Mucorales, Mucoraceae. The transcript is spliced from 11 exons. Gene Ontology annotation, biological process: rRNA base methylation. Gene Ontology annotation, cellular component: nucleolus. The record is from RefSeq and is a predicted model, not a curated record.